Messenger RNA from Trichobilharzia szidati, 2370 nucleotides. NCBI's taxonomy places the organism in Eukaryota, Metazoa, Platyhelminthes, Trematoda, Strigeidida, Schistosomatidae. The record is from the annotation of a GenBank genome assembly.
AUGGAGGCGCUGAUAGAGAAAUGUACUUCAGAGAAAAAUACACAAGAUAAUUGGGAUCUAAUCUUAGAAGUGUGUGAAAAUUACGCCAGCAAAGAUCCAAAAACUUGUGUGAAAACUAUAUGUAAACGAAUGUUUCAUAAAAAUCCAAAUGUAUCUCUCCGUGCGAUAACAUUGUUAGAUGCAUGCAGUCAAAACUGUGGUAAAACCUUUAAUCGUGAACUUGCUUCAAAAGAUUUCUGUCAAACGAUAAAAAAGAAUUUCUCGAGUUUACAACGCAUUCCAAGUCUCAAAUUGAUUGAAAUAUUUAAACGAUGGGCGGAUGAGUUUAAAAGUGACUCAGAAUUAGCUCUAGCAGCUAGCUUUUACAAUUGGGUUAAUAAUGAAUACGUGGAUCUUGUGAAGCAAGUGAUGGAAGAAAAACAGAUAGCUAAACACGGUCAAUCACGUCAACUUGUUGCUCAGUUACAAGCGAAAGAGGAAAAAGACUUAGCUGAAGCAAUCGCUUUGUCGUUAAAGGAGACGACUGGCGCCGCUUCUACAGUCUCUCGUUCAAACAAUCAACCAACAAGUUUAUAUCCAACACGUGCUCAACUUUCAUUCAAUACUACUACUGCUGGAGGUGCUGCUGCUGGAUCCUCUUCAAGUUAUUUAACAUCACCCACUGCUCCAAAGACAGUGACACGUAAUUCUAAAGGUUAUGUAAAAGCUCUGUAUGAUUUUGAAGCAGCUGAAGACAAUGAAUUGACCUUUAAAGCUGGUGAAUUAAUCCUCCUUCUGGAUGAUUCUGACGAAAACUGGUGGCUUGGCAGUAAUCAUCGUGGUGAAGGUUUAUUUCCAGCACAAUUUGUAAAACAACUGUCAGACACAGAUGAUGAGAAUGAUAAGAAGACUAGUCAGUCAACUCACUCCAGUGAAGUAAAUCAUCAAAAAUCAGCGAAAAUUAUGCCUCAACAGUUGGAUGAACGAAAAAUCGAUGAAUGCCUACGCUUGAUUACAACUGUUGAUCCAACAGGUGAAUUUCUUCAAGAUCCACCCGAGUUGAAACAACUUGAAGCAGAGUGUACAGCAAUGCUACCACUUGUUGAUCCCGAGUUAAAAUUAAUCGAUAAAAAGAUGAUUAUGCUUACUGAAUUGAAUCAACGUUUAGUGGAUGCUUUCCAGUUGUAUCAUGAUAUUAUGUCACAUCAGAAUGCUGCUACAAAUGCCUAUUAUGCUAGUGCCAGUGCUAAUGCUACUGCUGGUAUGAUGAAACCGCCGCCGGCGCCACCAGUAAUGUAUAUGCCUAAUUCUGCAAAUAUGUUUCCAUAUUCUUCACAACCUGUAGGAAUACCGCCUAAUUAUGUGGUCAAUUCUUCGAACACUCUUCCUAUGAACGGAUCAAAUAUGCCUACUGAAUCGAAUGGUGGUGGUACCAUGAUGAUGCCUCCAUCCGACACACAAUCCAUGGCAACUGGUAUUUAUGCAAAUCCACAAACAGAAAAUUAUACUACUGCUGGUGGUGGUAAUAUGAUACAGAAUAAUGUACCAGUUAAUCCAGUCCCUCAACAAUUCAUGCUACAACGACCUCCUUAUGGAAUGAAUCAGGCGGCAGCGGCAUUACCUAAUGUUGCUCCACAGCAAAUGCCUUCCUAUCCACCGUCGGUUGCGAAUCCCUAUGGAGUUCCAUCAUUCCAUCCGAUGACUGAACCGCCGAACACUAUGACCUAUCCAGAUCAGCAUCAAGGUAUCCAGGCACAACAGCAAUUCCAACAACAACACCAACAACAGUUUCAGCAGCAGCCACAACAGCAACAACAACAGAUCUAGAACUCAAGUACAGACAGUUGUAAGUUGUACAGUAGUUUGUUCCAUCUGUUUUUCUCGGUACUUAAUCUAUGUCACCAGUUUGUUUUUGAUAGCCUCGACAGUUGAUAUUGUAAAGACAGAAGACAAGGGCCAGGCAGUAGAUUGUUUAUUGAGGAAAUCAAGAGGUAUUUAUAGAUUUUUAUGUACAUUAGUAUUAGCAGAGAAGCAACCUCUUCUUAUUGGUUUUCUUGCUGAAGGUCAUUCUGUUAUUGGUUUGUGGCCGUUUCUCAAAAAAUCAAGUUAUAUAUCUGCGAAUCCUAUUUGCAUACGAUAACUCCUCUGUGAUUGGCUGGUAAUUUUCUCAAGGUUCAGCUUUGUUGUUGUUUUUGUCAUGACCGUGAUUCGAGACGUGAACAUUGACGUAAAUUGUUGUCUACAAUUUCGGCUUGUUCGCAGACAGCUCUCACCACAAUAUGACUAAUGGGUAUAAUAAUACUGCCCUAUCUAUGACUGUUUGGAUACAGUUUUUAUUGGGAAAACCACAUCAUAUAAACAUAUAAAUUCUCUGACCACAUUAAAACCAGC